Labeo rohita (rohu) is the source of this 1787-nucleotide messenger RNA. It is a transcript of the gene rgs11, whose product is annotated as regulator of G protein signaling 11. The coding region runs from base 49 to 1464 and encodes 471 amino acids. The transcript has 17 exons. The record is from RefSeq and is a predicted model, not a curated record. Gene Ontology annotation, biological process: G protein-coupled receptor signaling pathway; intracellular signal transduction; regulation of G protein-coupled receptor signaling pathway. Lineage: Eukaryota; Metazoa; Chordata; Actinopteri; Cypriniformes; Cyprinidae.
UCUUCAACUUCACAUCCAGAGCUCACAAGCCGACGAACAGCUGCCAACAUGACCAUCAACACACUCAGUCAGGAUGGAGUGCAGCGACAGCAAAUGCCCUGUUUGACUAAGAUGGAGCGCAUGAUCAUAUCCAUGCAGGACCCUGAUAUGGGCAUCAAGUUGCGCAACCAGCGUCUCCUUAUUACGGUUAUACCACAUGCAAUGACUGGUAUAGACAUUGUUGAAUGGCUGAUUAAGAAGUUUUCUAUCUCUGAUGAAGAGGCAUUGCACAUUGGACAACUCUUUGUAAAGUAUGGAUACAUUUACCCUUUAAAAGAGCCCAGAAACCUUAUUCUGAAAGCUGACGAUUCACCAUAUCGCUUUCAGACGCCAUAUUACUGGAUGUCAACACGCUGGCCUGCUUCAGAACUGGACUAUGCAAUCUACUUGGCCAAGAAGAAUAUCCGAAAACAAGGAGAACUAAUUGAGUAUGAAAAGGAGUGCUAUAAUGCUUUACAUAAACGUAUCAACCACACCUGGGACUUUGUUGUGAUGCAGGCAAGAGAGCAGCUCAGGGCAUCAAAACAGCGUCGGAAAGCAGAUCGUAUAGUGCUGGAGUGUCAGGAACAAGCUUACUGGCUAGUGAACAGACCUCCUCCGGGGACACUGGAGAAUAUAGAUUAUGGACCGGAGAGAAGAACCAUGAACACACGAGUACAGCUGAAUGCUGAAUUCUACAAAAAAGAGAUUGAACAUAACAGGAUAAGCCUGGCAAGGAAUCGUGUAAAGUCCUCCAUUUGCCUUGAGAGUUACGUUAAGUACUGUGAGCAGUACCAGCCCCAUGACCCCAUAAUGCAAGGAUGUCUUCCCAGCAACCCCUGGAUCACAGAUGAUAUUAUGUUUUGGAACAUGCACUCUGAAACAGUUGCUGUGCCGACUAAACUGCGCGUGGAGCGCUGGAGCUUCAGCUUCAUGGAGCUGCUGAACGACUCAAUGGGCAGAAAAGAGUUUCUCACUUAUUUAGAAAAAGAAUUCAGCGCGGAAAACUUGUGUUUCUGGCAGGCCUGUGAGGACGUUCGUCAUGGCGAGACCUCAAAAAUUCCAGAGAAAGUGGAUGAGGUUUACAAGCAGUUCCUGGCUCCUGGUGCAAGUCGCUGGGUGAAUAUUGACAGCAAGACCAUGGAAAAGACGCUGGAAGGACUCAAGCGCCCUCAUCGUUUUGUCUUGGAUGACGCACAAAUGCACAUUUACUUCCUCAUGAAAAAGGAUUCAUACCCUCGUUAUCUCAAAUCCGAACUCUACAAGAACUUACUAGCCAGAGCCAUAGUACCACAGGAGACCAAGAAAAGUGUUUUCCCGUUCAUGCGUCGCCAGCGUCACUCCAGCCCCUCACCUGCCCUCGCCACCCAAAUCGGAGAGGAUGAUGGGAAGGGAAAGAACUCUAACUCUGUCAAAAGCAAUUCUGGAACUGCAUCCCGGCUUUAAACACACACACAUAAUUAACAGAUUUUUUAUUUUGUGCUACCUUAUGUUACCUAACAGUUGUAAGUGGAAUCUGCAUUGCUUCCUGUUGUGCUCUACAAAACAAAUGUUUUAGAAACUACAGGCCAUAAUUAAAAAAAAAAAUGCUUUAUUUCUCUGUUCACAGUUCUCUAUAUGAUAUCUUGUAGAAAUACAGCUUUCAGCAUUUUAAAGAUACAGUACAAUUUAUGAUGUAGCAAUAAUGCAAUCAGACAUUAAAUAUAUCAGUCUCACAAACUGUCAGCUGUUCUACAAAUGUUUCUUCAGUGUUUUAAAUGUAACUUGCU